AUGGCUGGUGCAUCAACAGUCGAAAUAUCUCAGGAUAAUGUGGGAGUAUUCCACGUCCUCCUUGUCCCUGAUGAAACAAUCAAGACUGCCAACGAGCUGCUUCAAGCAAACCAUGAACAACACCAUGUGUUUUUUAACGACCGAGGAUUCCACAACCACAUCACUCAUUACAUCCUGACACAAGCUGCAUUGGGAGCUACUCCUACACAGAUGCGUCGAGCUUACACACAAGAGAGGUCGCUUCAGCGUCCACAGCAUCCUCUUGAUGAGGAAAUAGUCAGCAGACUUGAGAAUGAAAACUACUUCCUCGCCUGCUUGUCUCGCCCUGACAAUUAUCACAACUUCUUGCGAUUCUUUGAGUGCCAAAUUGCUCAGCGUGGGAUUGGUGCUGUUGUUCAUGAAUAUCUCUUCUCACGCUCGCGGAUCGCUGAAGAGCUGCUCUCUCGACUGUUUGCAAGUUUCUUACAUCCCGUAAUUCACUUCGGCUUCGGGCUCGAGUUUAAUCAGCCAGCCAUCAUUGCAGAAGGCCUUGCCCAGAGUGCUGUCCGCCAACCUGAAGUUGGAAAGUUUUUCAAAGGCAUCCAGACCGCAGAGGAGUCUUUGAAGAACAACCCAAGCCGACCCAUGAUCGAUCUCAUCCGAGAGAUAGAACAGAACGAUGCAAUCCGCUCGGCUGCCUGUUGGGGAGAUGGGAGCUGGAUCGACGACAACCCACUUGCCAAUGCUCCAGAGGAGUUGUGGAAGAUUGCCGCGCAAUGGCGAGUCUCUCCACAAGAACUGAAACUGAAGACGGCUGAGAUGAUCAACGUCUGUACCUUUUACACGGCCGCUGCUCAACGGCCAGAGAAGCAGCACAAGCUUGACUUCUUCCUCAUCCACAACGUCAACUGCUCGAUCUUCUUUUCCUCCCUUGUUGAGAAGGACUGGAUCUCUCUUGAAGACAAAGCUCGACUGUUGGAAUGGAAGGGCCGAUUUGACAUUGUCGCCUACGCCGCCAGAGGCAGUCCCCAGCUACGCAUCAACGAGGUUGUCAACUAUCGACCCAAGAAGCCAGAGAUGGGCUGGGAGCAACUAUUUAAACGUGUCAAUGCUUUCCUCGAUGACUCUCAUGUAACCAAGCUUGUCCGGGCCCUGGCCAACGGCGAAAGGGCGUCCCUGGAAUAUGAAGAGAGAGUGGACUUUCCAAUGAAACAGAGCAUGUUUCUGAAGACAGCACACAUUGCUCUAGAUUCAACAGAAGAGGCAUUGUAUCCGGACAGAUGGGUCAAGGGCGCUGGGUUUGAGCAGCAAUGGGCUAAGUUUAGGGACAGAGCAUAG
This is a messenger RNA of Fusarium vanettenii 77-13-4, 1317 nucleotides long. RefSeq lists its product as uncharacterized. Lineage: Eukaryota; Fungi; Ascomycota; Sordariomycetes; Hypocreales; Nectriaceae. Gene Ontology annotation, molecular function: oxidoreductase activity. The record is from RefSeq and is a predicted model, not a curated record. The transcript is spliced from 2 exons. Bases 1 to 1317 code for a protein of 438 amino acids.